CCACCCCGGGAGCCGCGGGUGUCCGUGGGUCCUCGGUCCCGGCCGGGCGUUGAAGGGUCCGGCCUGCCGGGUUCCACACGGGAACCGGUCCCGCGCCCUGGCCGGCUCCGCCCAACCCCCCCCCUCGUCUAGACAGUCUGGUGUCACCUAGCCACAGUCGAGUUCACACAGCCCAGAGCGCCUCCUCCACUCCCCCCGCCCGCCGAGCGUGACGUCACGUCGGGGCGGGGCCUACGGAGGCUGCGGAGAGGGAAAGGGCUGCGCGUCCUUGCAGCGCCCCGCAGCGGCCGCGGCGGGAAGCGGCCUCGUCGGCCCUGCGGCGCCAGAGCCCUGACGCACGGAGCUGUGGAGAGAGAGAGAGAGAGAGAGAGAGAGGGAGAGCGAGCGAGCGAGAGCGAGAGAGAAAGGGGCAGACAUGGCGGCUCCGCUCGGCUCCCGCUGAGGACGGCUGAGCGGGCGCAGGGUCUGUGCGGCCGGCCUGCAGCCUCGCUUCCGCCUCCCGCUCCCCGCCUCCUCGCGCCGCCGCCGGCUCCUGCCCCGCUCUUGCUUGUCGUGGCCUGCGUCCCGGAGAGGCAACGCCAGCCGGCCCGGCAAGGCUCCUCCGCUGGCCCUGACUGCCCGCCGGCGGGCCGGCCUUCCUCGCCUCUCCCGGGAGCGGCGGGCGCGGCGUGGACCCGGUUUCCCCCUGGCCGGACCAUGGUGAACACCCGGAAGAGCUCUCUGCGCCUUCUCGGGUCCAAGUCUCCCGGGCCCGGGCCUGGGCCUGGGGCCGGAGCGGAGCCGGGGGCGACCGGCGGCAGCAGCCAUUUCAUCUCCUCUCGGACCCGCUCCUCCAAGACGCGCGCGGCCAGCUGCCCCGCAGCCAAGGCCGGGGGAAGCGGCGGCGCCCUGGACGAGGCCCGGAAAGCUGAAGUUGAUGGUAGCUUAAGUGAUAGCCACGUAUCUCCUCCAGCCAAACGCACUUUGAAACAGCCGGAUUCUGUUUGCAAAGACAAAUCAAAAUCACGAAGUACUGGUCAGCGAGAGGAAUGGAACAUACCAACUGGUCAGGCCAGGUUAACGUCUCAGCCUGGUGCUACACUACCAAACGGACAUAGUAGCUUGUCCCUUCGAAGCCAUCCCCUUCGAGGGGAAAAGAAAGGAGAUGGCGACCUUUCAUGUAUAAAUGGUGACAUGGAAGUCAGAAAAAGUUGUCGGUCCAGGAAAAACAGAUUUGAAAGUGUGAAUCAGAGUUUAUUAUUUGAUCAACUAGUAAAUAGUACUGCUGAAGCCGUAUUACAAGAAAUGGAUAAUAUUAAUAUCCGACGAAACCGUCGAUCAGGAGAAGUAGAAAGGCUUCGAAUGUGGACAGAUACAGAAUUUGAAAAUAUGGAUAUGUAUUCAAGAGUAAAAAGGCGGAGAAAAUCACUGAGAAGAAAUAGUUAUGGGAUACAGAAUCAUCAUGAAGUGUCUACUGAGGGCGAGGAAGAAGAAUCUCAAGAGGAGGAUGGAGACAUAGAAGUUGAAGAGGCAGAAGGAGAAGAAAAUGAUAGACCAUAUAAUUUGAGACAAAGAAAAACAGUGGAUCGAUACCAAGCACCGCCAAUAGUACCAGCUCAUCAAAAAAAGAGGGAAAACACACUGUUUGAUAUUCACAGGUCCCCAGCAAGAAGAAGCCAUAUCAGGAGGAAGAAACAUGCCAUUCACAGCAGUGAUACAACUUCUUCCGAUGAGGAACGCUUUGAAAGAAGGAAGUCAAAAAGUAUGGCAAGAGCAAGAAACAGGUGUUUACCUAUGAACUUCAGAGCAGAAGAUUUAGCUAGUGGCAUUCUCCGAGAACGAGUGAAAGUGGGUGCCAGUUUGGCUGAUGUUGAUCCGAUGAACAUUGAUAAAUCAGUGCGGUUUGAUAGCAUAGGUGGAUUGAGCCAUCAUAUACACGCUCUGAAGGAGAUGGUAGUUUUUCCACUUUUAUAUCCAGAAAUUUUUGAAAAAUUUAAAAUUCAGCCUCCAAGGGGUUGUUUGUUUUAUGGCCCUCCUGGCACAGGUAAAACCUUGGUUGCCAGAGCAUUAGCUAAUGAAUGCAGUCAAGGAGACAAAAAGGUGGCUUUUUUUAUGCGUAAAGGAGCAGAUUGCUUGAGCAAGUGGGUUGGUGAGUCUGAAAGGCAACUUAGGCUUCUUUUUGACCAGGCAUAUUUGAUGAGGCCCUCUAUAAUAUUUUUUGAUGAAAUAGAUGGAUUAGCUCCAGUUCGUUCUAGUAGACAAGAUCAGAUUCACAGCUCUAUAGUGUCAACCCUUCUUGCUCUUAUGGAUGGAUUAGAUAAUAGAGGUGAAAUUGUUGUUAUUGGUGCUACAAACAGACUUGACUCUAUAGAUCCUGCACUCAGGAGACCUGGUCGUUUUGACAGAGAAUUCCUUUUCAACCUGCCUGAUCAAAGGGCCAGAAAACACAUCUUACAGAUCCACACCAGGGACUGGAAUCCGAAACUGUCUGAUGCUUUUUUAGGAGAAUUGGCAGAAAAAUGUGUUGGCUACUGUGGAGCUGACAUCAAGGCCCUGUGUACUGAAGCUGCCCUGAUUGCCCUUCGGAGGCGUUACCCCCAGAUCUAUGCUAGCAGUCAUAAACUGCAGCUAGAUGUUUCCUCAAUAGUGCUCAGUGCCCAAGACUUUUACCAUGCGAUGCAGAACAUUGUGCCUGCUUCCCAACGUGCUGUGAUGUCUUCAGGACAGGCGCUGUCCCCCAUUAUAAGGCCAUUGCUAGAAAGAAGCUUCAACAACAUCUUAGCAGUUCUGCAGAAAGUAUUUCCUCAUGCAGAAAUUAGCCAGAGCGACAAGAAAGAAGAUAUAGAAACUCUAAUUUUAGAUGAUAGUGAAGAUGAGAAUACAUUAUCAAUUUUUGAGACGAGUUGUCACUCAGGAUCACCAAAGAAACCAUCGCCAGCUGCUGCUAUAGCUAAACCUUAUCUUCACUUUACAAUGUCACCUUAUCAUCAGCCAACCUCUUACAGGCCUCGCUUGUUACUGUCUGGAGAACGAGGUUCAGGUCAAACUUCUCACCUUGCUCCAGCACUUCUGCAUACACUAGAAAGGUUCUCUGUGCAUCGGCUCGACCUCCCAGCACUUUACUCAGUCAGUGCCAAGACACCUGAGGAAUCGUGUGCACAGAUAUUUCGAGAAGCUCGAAGAACAGUACCUAGUAUUGUUUAUAUGCCUCAUAUUGGUGACUGGUGGGAAGCUGUCAGCGAGACUGUGAGAGCAACUUUUCUGACCCUGCUACAGGACAUACCAUCUUUUUCACCUAUAUUUUUAUUGUCUACCUCUGAAACCAUGUACAGUGAGCUGCCUGAAGAGGUUAAAUGUAUCUUUAGAAUACAGUAUGAAGAGGUAUUAUAUAUUCAAAGGCCUAUUGAAGAAGAUCGAAGAAAAUUUUUCCAAGAACUUAUUCUCCAUCAGGCAUCGAUGGCACCACCACGAAGGAAGCAUACUGCUCUAUGUGCUAUGGAAGUGCUCCCGCUUGCACUACCAUCUCCUCCUCGUCAGUUAUCAGAGUCAGAAAAAAAUCGGAUGGAAGACCAGGAGGAAAAUACACUAAGAGAGUUGCGGUUGUUUCUCAGGGAUGUCACCAAGAGGCUGGCCACAGAUAAACGCUUUAACAUCUUCAGCAAACCGGUGGAUAUUGAAGAGGUUUCAGAUUAUCUUGAAGUAAUCAAAGAACCAAUGGAUUUAUCAACAGUAAUAACUAAAAUUGAUAAACAUAAUUAUCUAACGGCUAAAGAUUUCCUGCAAGAUAUUGACCUCAUCUGUAGCAAUGCUUUAGAAUACAAUCCAGACAAGGACCCUGGAGACAAAAUUAUUAGGCACAGAGCUUGUACCCUGAAGGACACUGCACAUGCCAUCAUUGCAGCUGAAUUGGACCCAGAAUUUAAUAAACUCUGUGAAGAAAUUAAGGAAGCAAGAAUAAAAAGAGGCUUAUCAGUAACAGCAGAACAAAUAACUCCUCAUGGCACUGGUGCCCGUAAGACAGAGACUAGAGUGGAAGAGGCAUUUCGGCACAAACAAAGAAACCCAAUGGAUGUCUGGCACAACUCUGCAAAUAAGUGUGCAUUUCGAGUUCGGAGGAAAUCAAGGCGGCGAUCACAGUGGGGCAAAGGAAUUAUUAAGAAAAGGAAAGUCAAUAAUUUAAAGAAAGAUGAGGAGGACACUAAAUUUCCAGACUAUGACCAUACAGAGGACAGAAAGCUACUGGAGAAUGGAGAGUUUGAGGUAAGCACUGACUGCCAUGAGGAAAAUGGAGAAGAGACUGGAGACUUAUCUAUGACCAAUGAUGAAUCUUCAUGUGACAUCAUGGAUAUGGACCAGGGUCAGAGGUUGAACAGUGGAGCAGGCACUAAAGAGAACUUUGCAUCGACUGAAGAGGAAAGUUCAAAUGAAUCUCUCCUUGUCCACAGCAGCAGUUCUCUCAAUCCUGAGCAGACAUCUAGAAAAGAGCCCUUCCUUAAAGGCAGCUGUCUAAAUGGGGAAGCCUCCACUGACAGUUUUGAAGGCAUUCCCGUUCUGGAGUGUCCGAAUGGUAAAGCUGAAAUAGUUCCUCUCUCUGGUGGUGGAGAAAAGUCUAGUUCUGAACAGAAGAUUCCUUCAGAGGAGCAGCUAAAAGACAAACCAGAAACUUUGAAUGAAAAUCAUGGAGAUGAUCCUGAGAAACUAGAAGUACUGGAAAGUAGCAGUAAUGAGAAGAUUGAACCUGGUGCUGAUGUGGAGGUUAAAGACACAGAGCUGGAUAAAGAAGGUGCUUCUAAAAUAAAGAAAUAUCGUAAAAUAAUUUUAGAGCAGGCAAAAACAACAAGCCUGGAACUGGUUCCAGAAGAGCCGUCUGAGCCUGUGCCACCUCUGGUAGUUGAUCACGAGAGACUGAAGAAAUUGCUUGAUCUGUUGGUAGAUAAAAGCAACAACUUGACAGUUGAUCAACUUGAGAGAUUAUAUUCCCUUCUUAGUCAGUGCAUCUACCGCCAUCGUAAAGAUUAUGACAAAUCACAGCUGGUGGAGGAGAUGGAAAGAACAGUUCAUAUGUUUGAGACAUUCCUAUGAACUUGUCAAGAUGAGUGGUUUAUCCUCUCCAAUCUGCUCCUGAUGAGCAGUCUUCUGAGCCAUUCACUUUCAGAUUGCACCAAUUAUGCGCAGAGCCUUGGUGUAAAGUGCUCGCUCACUCAUUCUUUCUCUGUUGAAUUUGGUGCUAUUGUCUCAGGUACCUGAAACCAACCAGCCUACAAGAACCAAACAAAACUUCAGAAACAUGUUGUAUUUUCCACAAAUAAAAAAUACAACCCCACA
Molecule: messenger RNA, 5304 nt
Organism: Peromyscus eremicus (cactus mouse)
Lineage: Eukaryota; Metazoa; Chordata; Mammalia; Rodentia; Cricetidae
Gene: Atad2b
Product: ATPase family AAA domain containing 2B
Exons: 28
Coding region: 697-5061 (1454 amino acids)
Biological process (GO): positive regulation of transcription by RNA polymerase II
Cellular component (GO): nucleus
Molecular function (GO): ATP binding; histone binding; chromatin binding
Source: RefSeq, a predicted model, not a curated record